AUGGCGCCUUUCCAAACAGACGACAGAUUCUUCACCAAAGACUGGACCAUAACCCUCCCCUUUCACCCAGAGCCGAACCUUAAAUUCAUCCGCUUGACGCCCGCUGAGACAGCCGCAUUUGUACGCUUCGCAGAAGGAGCCGUCAGCCCACCAAAUCCGACGAGCACCGAAGCCCCACCACCGCUUGUCCCCGGAGAAAGAAUGCAGAAGAUGUACGCCGAGUCUCGGACCCGACACCACGCUCUCGACGUAUUUAUGUCCUUAGAGGGCAAGUUUGUAGGUUGGGGAGGAGUAUUUGAGAUCACAGCCCCCAACGAGAAGCCGAGUGUCGCAAACAUCGGUAUCAGACUAAGCCCCGAAGUCCGAGGGAAAGGACUGGGAAAGGUGCUUAUGCAGGUCUUGCUGCGGUUGAGUAAUGAAGUGGAUGCGGAUAUUAUUGAGGCGGGUACCAUGAAGUAUAAUACCUCGAUGAGAGCAAUGGCGAAGAGCGUCGGCUUGGUUGAAACCGAUGAGAUUAAGGAGAUUCCUGGUCAGGGCGUCGUGGCUGAAUUACUGUUUAAGAACAUUGAGAGGGAGAAGUGGAGAGAUCUUGAUAUGGUGGUUGAGUUUAAGGAUCAGAUUGCAAGUGAAUAA
Trichoderma virens Gv29-8 is the source of this 633-nucleotide messenger RNA. RefSeq lists its product as uncharacterized. The record is from RefSeq and is a predicted model, not a curated record. The transcript has a single exon. Lineage: Eukaryota; Fungi; Ascomycota; Sordariomycetes; Hypocreales; Hypocreaceae. Gene Ontology annotation, molecular function: acyltransferase activity, transferring groups other than amino-acyl groups. The coding region runs from base 1 to 633 and encodes 210 amino acids.